CCUCAGGCACCCCUCUUGGUUUGAUGUGCUCUUCCUUCGAAUGAUAGGAUGUGGCGCAGAAGCGCGGACCAUUAAGAUUUAUGUAGGCAGUGGUCUCGGACGCGCCGCUUGAAUUGGUUUUCAAUCCCUUCGAACAGGACAACUUCAGAGUUUUGAUCACUUUACAUUAACACGUUCCGCCAUGUCAACACCACAGGACCUUCCCAUGACACCCCUGCCGCUCACAUCGCAACAACGCGAUGAGAUUGAUCGAGACUUACUCGAGGCCACUAGCACCUUCCUGAAGAUUAUCAAUGAAGAUAAAGAGGCCACCACAUCGGAUUUCAUGUUCAUGGCGAUCAUAUCACAAACUCUCUUCAGGACCAGUAUAUUACUCAAUCGCGAAAACAUGAAGGACAAUCUUGAUCUGGACAUGGCACUGGAGGAAACACUACAGAAACACCCUCAAUUACGGGCAAUCAUCCGCCACGCCUGUCAGACGCGCUCGUUCUCUCGCAUCGCUGACCUGAAAAUAUUCCAAAAACACCAAGCUAGCGAUCCCGUGCAGUCGUCUCAAGUUGAGGACCGGCCAGACCUUCUUUACGAUUCAUUCGUCAGACCUUACGUUGGCAAGGCUGUGGACGGUUUCUAUGAGUACCUGAAAAAUAACGACAUGAAGUUCACGGACGGUGGCAUGCAGAGGCCAUACUAUGCUAAGUUCUGUUCGAUCGUCCAAAGUUCUGGUACAGGAAAAUCAAGACUGAUGACAGAGCUCCGGAACAAAGGCGUUAUUGUUUUGUACAUGAACAUUCGUGAUUCAAGGGAUCGGGGCUUCCCUACGCGAGACCUAGUGCCCGCGCGUAUAUUGACGGAAGACACGGACUGCACUCAAGCCGAGUAUACCGCUCGUUGUUGCGCCUUCUUUACAGCCAUAUUUGAGACGCUUCGGGAAGAUCUGGACAGUAAACUGCCUCGGCUGCGCUCCAGCAAUCCUGAUCCUGUAGUCAAAUCAUGGAAUGACCAGAUGUGCGAUAUGCGCUCAAACGCCCGUUCCGAGUUCUUUCAGAAAGUUCAUUCUCGAUAUCAGGAGACCCUUGCGAAGAUAAAAAUACCAAAUCCCGGAGAGAAAAUCGAUGUGAACCCCGCUGCACCAACGGCGGAGGAGACCGCCCUAAAGUUAGGAAGUAUGUCUCUCGCAGACGAGAAUAUAAUGGCGCCGAAAUUGGAAGGCGAAUCGUUCGUCACGACAUCUUAUGACAACAUGCUGAUGGUUCUGCAACGCAUAUUUACCGAGAAGAAGGGUGAGGUUUCGAAAAAUGAUCCCAAACUCGUGAUAGCAUUUGACGAGGCCCACCCUCUGAGCAACAUGAGCAGAAAGGGCUUUCGUCCAUUGCAUAUAAUUGGCAGGAUGAUCAACUGCUACUCCAACAGAACCAUUGCACCGGUCUGGGUCGUCUUUGCAUCCACGACCUCGCAAGUGGUAGAUUUUUCAGCGCCCCAGUCGAUCCAUGAUUCUCUGCGCGUAGCGGUAGGCGGCCAACUCACCUAUCCGCCCUAUACCCAUCUUGGUUGGGACCAGAAUGCAGAUCCUCUGUUUGGUACAUCGGCGAAUAAUGUUGCGAGCUUUGAUCACAUCGUUGGAUUCGGUCGCCCACUAUGGAAGUCAAUCGCAGGGAAACAUGCUACCACCAAUAUUUUGGAACUGGCUGCCCAGAAACUCUGCAAAUCGAAGGGAUUUGACGCGAAUGAUGCGAACCAGGCUCUUGCUAUUCUGUCCCAGAGAUUCGGUCUUGACAUUUGCUUCGGUCACCCCGACGCUGUGUCGUAUCUCGAAAAAGCAGUAGCUAGCUAUCUGCGUAUAUGCUUCUCGACGACCGAAGAUAGGAUGUGGACCUUCACCGGUUAUCCAUCAGAACCCAUUCUAUCUUGCGUCGCAGCAAUUAAACUCCAUGGGAAGCCUCAAGAUCUGAAUGACGUUUUGGGGACCUUGAACAAAAAAGUUGAUGGUGGGAUGGUCGAGAUAGGGCAGAGCGGGGAGUUGGUCAGCAGGCUUUUGCUGCUUCUCGCUAAGGAUCUCUUUGUCCGCAAGGACCCUCCCGAAGGCGUGAUCCGGGAUUUAUACUAUGACGGAAGUGGGGAUGCGGAACUGAUAGACUGCAGAAAGGUCUCCGUCAUCGAUUUCCUCGAGUACUUAUUUGGCCAGACGUUCUGGUCGAGGACGGUUGAGGAGGCCAAGGCAGCUUUUCAGCAUGCUUACAUCAAUUUCUCGCACUGGAUAUCUAUGACAGAGUUCAUCUCACCGCCAGUUCCCGAUCAAAUUGAUGCUGAUUCGUUGAGCGCUAGAUGCAGCGCCAAAGAGUGGACUUUGCGACACUGGCAUCGCACAAGCGCGGUCCAAUGCUGUCAUCUGCAGCCGCUCGUCGACAAGAUGAUUCCAAUCUAUUUUGACGAUCCUGCCCUCGGCUCCGAUGAUCUCAAUCGCGUCUCACAGAUGUUCAUUUCCGACAAGGCGGGGAAGAAUUGCCAUGAGCAUGACUUGGGGUUGGUCACUCGCACGCAUGAUUCGAUCCAGUGCCUAUCGAAUCUCCCCUACAUCGCUCUUCUUCUUGACCUGAAUGUGAAACCAAAGCUCAGUGUCACGUUCCCAGAGAAGGAGCCAAAUCACGCUGAAACGGAUCGAUGUCUGCGGAUCUACGCUUCGGGAAUAAGCCAAACCACAUUUCCAUUCUUGAACCAACAUCCCGAAGUUGCAAGCCGGCUGCGUGGGCUUAUCUCUCGGCAGAAGGAGGCACCAUCCCAAACCACUCUCGAAGCCCUGGUGAAAUUUGGGAGUACUGCUAGGCUACGCAACUUGCAGUGGGAAUUACAAGAUGCAUGAUAAUUCAAUACAACUGGGAUAAUAACUAAACGAUUGCACGUAUGUUUCUGUGUAUAAUAGAUCAUGAUUGUAGUGCUGCUGGUCUGUUCGAUCUUUGUGACCUUGUAGUUUUACGAUUCUUCAUUUCACCUUUUCACUUCAUCAGCUGUUGCAAUCCUCUACUCGGUGAUUGGUCACCACAACUGAGUCGUUAUGGAACUAGACGCAUUCCACAAAUGG
Molecule: messenger RNA, 3076 nt
Organism: Suillus bovinus
Lineage: Eukaryota; Fungi; Basidiomycota; Agaricomycetes; Boletales; Suillaceae
Exons: 9
Coding region: 182-2857 (891 amino acids)
Source: RefSeq, a predicted model, not a curated record